Messenger RNA from Ipomoea triloba (trilobed morning glory), 2739 nucleotides. RefSeq names its product G-type lectin S-receptor-like serine/threonine-protein kinase At4g27290. Bases 196 to 2607 code for a protein of 803 amino acids. The transcript has 7 exons. Lineage: Eukaryota; Viridiplantae; Streptophyta; Magnoliopsida; Solanales; Convolvulaceae. Gene Ontology annotation, biological process: recognition of pollen; protein phosphorylation. Gene Ontology annotation, molecular function: ATP binding; protein serine/threonine kinase activity. The record is from RefSeq and is a predicted model, not a curated record.
CUGGAAAUCGAAUUCUCAUUACAGAGACCAUAUAGCUCAUAGGCUGUUUGAAACAUUCUAGAGCUUGAAAAAGCACACAAAAAUCUAUUCUUGGCGCCCAUAAAAACAUCCUUUCAGACAUAACAAUUGUCGGUAAUAAAUCAUUGAAGAAUAACAAAUUAAGGAAUCUCAGAAGAUUCAUUAAAGUCUCUGAAAAUGUUUGCAUUAUUUGUCUUUUUUUGCGGUAUUAUGAUGCCGAUUUCUACGUAUGCAGACACCAUUAUCACUCCCGAUCAGGCCCUGGUGGAUGGGGAAACGGUGGUUUCCCCCGCCGGAGUUUUCGAGCUAGGGUUUUUCAGCCCCGGAAGUACGCCGGAGAAUCGCUACUUGGGAAUAUGGUACAAGAAAAUAUCGCACGGGACGGUGGUGUGGGUGGCCAACAGAGAUUCUCCGGUGAAAGGCAACUCCGGCAGGCUAAUCCUUAACCCUAACGGAACUUUAAUUUUGAUCGACGGCAAUAAUCGCACGGUUUGGUCGGCGAAUUCAUCGAGAGCCUUGAAAAACGCGGCGACGCGUCUCUCCGACCGCGGAAACCUUGUAGUCUUCGACGUCGCCGGCACCGGCGAUGACCGGAGUUUUGGGUGGCAGAGCUUUGAUUAUCCUUCCGACACGUUGUUGCAGGGAAUGAAGCUGGGGAAGAAUUUAGUUACCGGGAAGGAGUGGUUCAUCUCGUCGUGGAAGAGCGCGGAGGAUCCGUCCACCGGCGAGUACGUGAACCGUCUAAACUCCGACGGGUACACGCAGGCGUUUGUGAUGAAAGGUUCGGAAAUAGAGUUCAGUACCGGGCCCUGGAACGGCCGGUCCUUCACCUCCAGCGUGGCUUCCCGUCCAAACACGUAUUACACCUACAAAUUAGUCUCCACCUCCGACGAAAUCUACUUCUCCUACGACCUCAUCAAAAACAUGUCCGUCCUCACCAGGCUGGUCAUCAUGCCAAACGGACAAGUCCAGCAUCUCACCUGGAUCGAAAGAACACAAAACUGGAUAGUGUACUUGAACGUGCAGGUCGAUAAUUGCGACCGGUACGGCCUGUGCGGGCCGUACGCCACCUGCAACAUCGACAACUCGCCCCCCUGCGGCUGCCUCGAAGGCUUCCGCCCCAAGUUCACCAAGCAAUGGAACGAGGCCGACUGGUCCGGCGGCUGCGUCAGGAACAAUCCGGUGGGUUGUGGGAAGGAAGAUGGGUUUAGGACACUUUCCGGCAUUAAAAUGCCGGAUUCUAGGAAGACAUGGUACAGCACCACUGUGAAUCUUAAGGAAUGCGAAAAGAUGUGUCUGCAGAACUGUUCUUGCACUGCUUACACGGUUCUUGAUGUCAGGGAUGGGAGUGGCUGCUUGAUGUAUAUUGAUGAACUCAUUGAUAUGAGAGAGCUUUCCCAGAACGAUCAGCCAUUAUAUGUCAGAAUGGCUGCAUCAGACAUAGCUGCAGAUAAGAGGCAAAAGAAACAAAGAGUUAUGGCAAUUUCAAUUGCAUUAUCUGCAGUUAUAGGGUUUCUUCUCCUCUGCUUUUUGGUGUGGUGUGGACUCCAUAGAAGGAGGAGCAAAAGAGAUUUGUAUGAUGAUGAAGAGAUGGAGUGUCCAAUGUUUGAUUUAGCUACAGUUUCAGCUGCCACCCAUAACUUCUCUAACAACAAUAUGGUCGGAGAGGGCGGAUUUGGAGCUGUUUAUAAGGGUAAGUUGGCAGAAGGAAAAGAGAUAGCAGUGAAGAGGCUGUCAAGGCAAUCUUUACAGGGAAAACAAGAACUUCAGAACGAAAUGGCUCUCAUCUCCAAGCUUCAACACAGAAACCUUGUAAAACUUCUAGGUUGUUGCCUUGAAGGAGAAGAGAAGAUGCUGAUCUAUGAGUUCAUGCCAAACAAUUCCUUGGACCAUUUCAUUUUUGAUCCAGAGCGAAGAGGAGUUCUUACAUGGCAGCGCCGGUUUGAUAUUGCAAUGGGAAUAUCGCGUGGACUGCUUUACCUUCAUCAGGACUCGAGGUUGAGAAUUGUUCAUAGAGAUCUUAAAGCUAGUAAUAUUUUACUAGACAACAACUUCCGUCCAAAGAUUUCUGAUUUUGGUCUUGCCAAAAUCAUGGACCUAAACCAAACAGAGGGUAAAACGAGACUAGUUAUAGGAACAUACGGUUACAUGUCUCCAGAGUAUGCAGUUGACGGGAAAUUCUCAGUCAAGUCAGAUGUGUUUAGUCUAGGUGUGUUGAUACUGGAACUAGUGAGCGGCAAAAAGAAUCAAACAUUUCGUCACUCAGAUCAUCUGCAUAAUCUCUUGGGACAUGCAUGGAUAUUGUGGAACAAAGGCAGGGCAGUGGAGCUGAUAGAUGAAUACCUGGAAAAGUCAUCAUAUGUAGAAUUUGAGGUGGUGAGAUGCAUUCAGGUAGGGCUGUUGUGUGUUCAAAAAGCCCCCGAUGACCGGCCGACGGUGGCAUCAGUGGUUUCGAUGAUGGGGAACAAGGAUGUGCGGCUGCCGCAGCCUAAACAGCCUGGUUUCUUCGUGGAGAGGAGCUCAAACUCGACUGGUUCAACAUUGGUCUCUGAAAAUGAACUGUCAUUAACCAUUAUGGAAGCUAGAUAGCUCAGAUUUCCAGCUGCUCUGUAACAACUAACAAAACUGAAUUGGCAUUUGUAAAUAUAGAUAUCAUAGAUUCAAUAAUGUAAUUGUCUCUGAGAAUAAGUAGGAGAUAUAAAAAUAUGGAAUUCACAUUCA